Molecule: messenger RNA, 622 nt
Organism: Tilletiaria anomala UBC 951
Lineage: Eukaryota; Fungi; Basidiomycota; Exobasidiomycetes; Georgefischeriales; Tilletiariaceae
Exons: 1
Coding region: 159-554 (131 amino acids)
Source: RefSeq, a predicted model, not a curated record
CUGUUCUCCUCGGCUUGGCUUCGAGGACGUCAAGUGCGUACGCAGCGGUGCAGAGCGAUGUUCUUCCACGAUCUUACGGACCAGAUGAAGCAAGCAGCGAGAGGCAGGGACGUUGCAGGAGCGGAUCGGGACGGAGAGAAUUACACGAUGCAAGCUCGAUGCUGCUCUGCUACAUAAGACGCAUAGCAUUUAUUGCCUGCACCGCGGAACGCCCUCUCCACUCUCUCUGCAGCCUGUGCGCGAUCUCCUUCUGUCUCUCUGAGCCAGAGUCCAUCGUCGCCCACCACCCACACCCACCCACAGCCCACAUUGGCAACAGCUGCCCAGCAGGCCACAGGGAAGCGCAUGCUGAACUAGGGUUGCAGACCCUUCCAAUUCACUCCUUGGCCCCUCGGUCGGAUCCGGGCGCAGGGGCCACCCGCCAGCGAGCAGCCGGUGCAACACUGAACACGCUGCUCUGCAACCUUGUUGUGAGCCGUUCCGCCCUUCCGGGGAUUUCCGUGUGUACGCUUCUCCCGAGUUCUGCUCGACACCGGUUGAAUCGAAACUGUUGAGCUGGAGAAUCAAAAUCAAUCCCCCCCAUCCCACUUGGUCAGACCGUGGCAGCUCGCAACCGGCAGCU